GAUGUGUGUGAUGUGUUCUACAGUGAGAAACUCAUCCACUUCCCGCUCUUCAAAAAAUGCAGAUAAUACAGCGGCCUCAUUCAUGAAAUGACUCUUCAGCCCUUUCUGGAAUCUGCUCGACUUCGUGAGAACAGCAGAAACAACAAUCACAACCAGCCGGGUGAAGAAGGAUGAAGAAAAAAAGCUGCAAGAAACCACGCCAGAUCAGGUCGUCCUCUAUCUGCAGCUCCAAGAGAAAGAAACAAGCUAAAAGCAAAAACUGCCUCCAAUCGUCUUCAAGUCAAUCCCGACUUCCUGUUACGUGUGGAUAUAAAGAGGGGUUCCUGGAUUUGAAGAAAUAUUAUAAAAGGCAAAAGUGCAUCUUAAGUGAAGACCGCUGGUUUACGCCCACUGAGUUUGAGAGGUUUGGGAGAAAGGAGAAAAACAAAAAGUGGAGGACCAGCAUCCUUUGCAAAGGGAUUACACUCCAGAAACUCAUAGAGGAUGGAUUUCUUUUACCUAAAACCUUUAUGAAAGGCAGGAUUCAUGGUGAAAAGCAGAAGAAAAGGCCAGAGGUUUUGCAGCAGCAGGUUUUAGAAUCAGCUGAGAAGAGUAAUGGCAGUCAAGGAGAGGAUGACGAUGAUAUUGACAUGACCAAGUUCGAAGGUGAGACAUUACCUGUGGCCUGCGGUUCAAACUCUGGUGUCCUACACAAGUGCCGCUUUGCUGGAGAGCGUUGUGGGAGAUGCAUAAGAACAGAGAACACCUGGUUGACGCCUGAGGGUUUCAUCAAGUUGAACAAGCCAGAUGGAAAAUGGAGGAAAGAUAUUGUUUCUAAUGGAGUUCCUCUCGGAAGACUUAUAAAGAAAAAGGUUUUGGAACUACAUACAAUCAACUGUGACUGUGAGAUCUGCCAAGAACUGGAUCAGCACCUCAAUGAUGAUGUGUGUUUUGUGUGCAACUCUGAGGGAAAUCUGGUGUGUUGUGAUGAAUGUCCACGAGCGUUUCAUCACCACUGUCACCUACCAGCUGUGCCUGAAGAUUCAUCUGGCAAGUGGAGCUGCACAAUUUGUGUGCUGAAGAAUAUGAAAGGUUCCAGUCAAAAGAACCAACAGGAUAUAAUGAGCAGUCCAGUUUCUCAGUACACUCAGCACUGCCAGUGUCUGCUGUUACACCUGCUGCGUGAGUGCAUGACUGACCCCUGCACCAAUAUUCCAGGAGGCAGUGAGAACAUUUGUGGUCCCAUGAUGCUGGGCAGAGUCAAACAGAAUUUGGAGAAUGAUAAUUGUCCGACUGUGCAAGUGUUUGUCUCAGAUAUUGAAUAUGUCUUCCACCACUGCACCUCCAAAAGGGAUAAUGACUUCAGCAGAAUGAUGUCUAGACUCAUGGAGCUGCUUGAAACCAUCUUUAAACCUUAACGUUUGUGUGUUUUGUACAGAAAUUACAGGGGGAAUAAAGAGCAAUAUGUAUGCAUCAUAUAUUUUAAUUGCUGUUCAUCAAACUCGAAAUUUAAAAACUUAAGAAAAAAUAUAUAUAUUUUAAAAUAAUAUUUAAUUUUAUACAUUUUUGUAAUAUAUUUUAGACAUUUUUUUGUCAAGAACAAUGUUAUGAUUUUAGUGUUUGCAUUAUGACAAAACUGAGUUUGGAAUAGUAUUUAUCACCACCACCAUCAUUAUCAUCAUUAUAUUCUUCUUCUCUUAUAAUUAAGAUUAUUUUACUUUAAGUUACAAUUUAGACAAUACAGCUUUGUAUCUUAAAGACUGUAAAAUAUUUUAAUGUUGUUUCUGCUGUUGCAAUAUGGCAAAAGAAAUAACAUACUGUGUUUCCAGACCAU
Messenger RNA from Danio rerio (zebrafish), 1813 nucleotides. It is a transcript of the gene sp100.4, whose product is annotated as SP110 nuclear body protein, tandem duplicate 4. Lineage: Eukaryota; Metazoa; Chordata; Actinopteri; Cypriniformes; Danionidae. Gene Ontology annotation, molecular function: DNA binding. The record is from RefSeq and is marked validated. Gene Ontology annotation, cellular component: nucleus.